AUGUGGAGACAACGAGGAAAAAUCCCAAGACACACCUUCCGACUUCCUGGUGUGCAGCAAGCAACACACACCUGUGCUGUCGGACUCCCGCCAUUCUUUUCUCGGGGAGCACAACGCACAGAGCCGCCCGUUCUCGGAGACACAGUCACGGAACCGUUUCAGUGUCUGCUCUCUUGCUUUCUCGUCCUCUCCUUGUCAACGAACCGUCUUUUCUUGCCCUUGUUUCCUUUCGUUGCCUGUGUGUGCAGAAACCUCACCGCUUUUUCCCCCUUCCCCAGUCUCUCUUCCUCUUUCUCUCCUUGUCUCUCCUCGCUCACCGCCUUGUUGCCCUCCCCCUCCCCCCCCCAGAGCUCUCUCUCUUCGGCUUCUGUCACCGUCUCCCUCGUUUCCCUGUCUUCCAGGCACGUCCGCGUCAGCCCCGUCGUUCUUCUUCUCCCGUCUGUCGCUCCUCCCUGUUCUCUGGCCUCCCGUCUCCCGCCGUCCUCUCCGUUCUUUCCUCCUCUUCUCUCUCUCGAGAUGGGGAACGCGCUGCUGCCGCUCCUCUGCUACCAUACGCGCGGCUUCUUCGCCCGCGACGGCGUGUACAGGGACGCGUCUUCUCGUUUCCCUUAUCUCUCCCUGUGUUUCACGGAGCCUGUGCUCCAGGCGUCUCUCUUUGGCCUCUCAUCGCUCGCGCUCUUUCUCCUCCACCCUCUGCUCCUCGGCACCGCGCCCCCGUUCUCGGUCUCUCGCUCCAGCUCUCUCUCUUCUCUCCCCUUCCUCUCUGAGACAGUCUCCAGCCUUCCAGCCUGCGCCUCAGCCGCCCUCGAAGCCGCCGGCCUCUUCCUCUCCUACCUCCCCGCGUAUCUCCGCGCGGCCUACGCCCCCAUCGACAGGCUCUUCUUCGCACCCGUCGCGCGCCUUCUUCUCCCGCCUCGAUUGCAGCUCUGCCCGUGUCUCGCCUUCUGCUCGCAUGCGUUCUUCCUCGUCCUCUGCCUUCUCCUAUGGUUCCUCCUCCUCCGCCGCCUGGCCGCAGGCUUUCGCCUUCCCGCAAAGCCCAGCGCUCCGACAGGUCUCUGCAGCCUCCUGAGGCGCGACAUAUGUCUUCUCCGCCCCCAGGUGUCUCCCGACGCUGUCCCCGCCGGCCGCGAGGCUGGCCAGAAGGCGUUCGCCUCGUUCCGCGAGUUUGCGGCGUUCUUCUCGACGCGCGCCAUCGUCUCCUCGGCAUUUCCGCCAGUCGCUCGACCCGUCGCGCUGCAGGCGUUCCUGCCGCUCCAAGGGAGACGAGUGAUAGUCACUGGAGGGAACGCAGGAAUCGGCAGAGAGACAGCUCGGCAGCUCGCGCUCUGGGGCGCCCAUGUCCUCAUCGGGUGCCGAGACGUGGAAGAGGGCCGUCGAGUUGCUGCAGAAAUUGAGAAAGAGGUCGCUGCUCUCUCGGCGUCUGCGUCGGAGUCUGAGUCUGCACAGCUCGGCAGAGUCUCCGUCGGGCAUCUGGAUCUUUGCGCCUUUGCCUCGGUUCGCGCGUUCGCCGCACAUGCCCUGCUGGUCUUCGAGAACUCAUUGGACAUUCUCGUGAACAACGCAGGCGUUAUGAUGAUCAACGAGUUGGCCGUCGUCGACGACUGCGGCUUCGAGAAGCAGUUCGUGACGAACCAUCUGGGGCAUUUCCUCCUCACGCUGCUGCUCCUCCCUGCGCUCAAGGCGGCGGCCAGGAGCAGCAGCUCGGCCUCCAACUCCCGACGUUUCGGCCGAGUGAUCAACGUGGCGUCUUGCGCCCACGUUUGGCAUGCGAAAAACUUCAGGAUUCUCGACGCUGCAUGCACGCCUGACGGAGCGGCCUCGGCGGCGGAGGCCCUCGGGAAGCCGCUCGAAACCUUGCAGGGAUGUCCGCCCGUCUCGCCGCUGUCCUACGACAAACGCCAGGCGUACGGGAACUCGAAGCUAGCAAACAUCUGGUUCACGAAGGAGCUCCAGCGUCGCCUGAUUGCGGAGGCGCGGAUGGACAGUCUGGGUCGCGACGACGCGGCUUCAGCAUCAGAAAACGAGGCGGCUUCAGCGGUAGGGAACGAGGCGGCUUCAGCAGGGGGGAACGAAGCGGCUUCAGCAGCGGUGGGGAACGAGGCGAGCCGCUGCGGUCUCCUGCGGAGUUCGCAGGUCGCGGACAGAUCGGAAGAGAAGGGAGAAGUGACGGCUCAGCUGCUGCCGGCAGGAACCGUUGGAGUGUAUGCGGUCCACCCUGGGAGCGUCCACACGAAGUUGAUGCGACAUAUGGUGGAAAACAGACCUCUGCAGGGACUCUUGGUCAACGCGUUGCUCGCGCAGACGGUCAUGAAGACGGCGAGAGACGGCGCAGCGACGCAGCUGCUCCUCUGUCUCGCGGACCAGUGUGUGCUGCUCCCGGGAGGCUUCUACGCCGAUGGAGGCCCGAGCUGGGUGGACCCCGCUGCGAACGACGAAGAGCGAAUGAAGGAGUUGUGGGAUGUCAGCGAAGUCCUUUGCUUCGGAGGGACUGGACGCCAGACGUAUGUGAAGUAGGCGACGGCCGGACUCAGCUCUGAGGAAAGAAAGAAGGGAGGAGGGAACACGAUAAGAAGGCAAGAGAGCAGAGCAACGGCAGAGACAGGAGGAAGAUGAACCGAAGCCGAGGCGCGGAGAGGAGAGAGAAGGAGACGAAGGCUGGGAUGCGAGAGGGAAGAAAAGGUGAAGAGGAAGAAGAGGCGCUGCAGGGAGCUCUCUGGUAGGAACAUGGCAAGAAGCGGAAAGAUGCAAGACAGACGCAGAGGGAGGUCGUGGAAACGAGGGAGACCAGAGGCUCAAGAAGCGCAGAGAUGAGGAAGAAGAAGGAGAAGGCGUGAGAAAGCGAGAAGGCGAUCAGGAGCAUCCAGAAGUCGAGCGAACGAGAGGAAGAGGGUGGAAAGAGGAGGAAAACCAAGGCGAAAGAUAUCAGGUAGAUCGAGAGGAAAGACAUACAUGGCGGUGAAGAGGGGGGGUGAAGCUGAAGAAGAGAAAAAGGUCAUGACAGAGAUGAGGAACCGUUGACAAGAAGAGCGAGGGCGACCAAGAAGGGAGGUCCCUGGACGAUGUUCUUCGCUCAGAGGCGCCAAUGGAGGUUCGCAUUUCAGUCAAACAGAAGUCUUAGAGAGAAAUGUCCUUCGUCGUUCCCUCUCUGAGUUGCCUUGAAGGCCCUUCCGAGACUGCGGGAAGGACCGUCCAAAAAAGAGAAUUACCGCAACUUGCAUGCAAACGCGAAAAACAGAGCGAGAGGUGCUGUCCAUUUGUUUCCUGCCAUGUUGCUGAUACAGAGAGACUCAGAAUGUCACGCGACUGCCAACGGCCAAAGUGUAAAUUGUUCUCUCUUUUUCCCCGGCGUGUAUUACGACGGACAUCCUGAGAAUGCAGUUCUCUCGCUCUUUUCGUCGCUCCCUUCUUCUCUCUCUCUGAUGGUCGUCUUUCUUCAUGUCGGUUCUAUUUGGUGUGAGAGUCGCUUUCCCUCGUGGUAAGCGUCCGAAAGCGUUGCCUCCCCUCAAUGCAGCAGUGGCUUCUGCCGCAUGUGCCGUGUGUCGACAGUUUCAUCUGUUUCGCGAAUUCGUUUCGAUUUGUCAGACUCCUGUUUUUGUGACAUUUCAGUCCAAAACAGCUUUUUAUCGUCUCUGUCUUGUCGUUUCGGCGAACGCCGCUCCUCGUGGGCAGGAAACGGUUGCCCCGUCUCACAGGAAACGGUUGCCCUGUCUCAGGCGUAUGUACACACUCCGGAGGUGUGCUGUGUCAAAGAAAGUCGAAAUGUCUUGACGUCUCCGACUUCGCUGUCUUGCUUCUCUGAUUUUUUCUGCCUCUGCAUGCUUCGUUCUGGGCCGAGUGCUCGGGAGGCGUGACUCUGUUGCGGCCUGCCAGUUUUUUUCAGGACACAAACAGUCUUCCUGUCUCUGCCUGUAUCGGGCUGUCUCUCCCGCCUCCGAGUCAAUGAAUUGAAGAAGACGCCUCUCCCGAUCGAAGCCUCAUUUCGAUCACGAAGCAGUUUCUGUCUCGAGCAAAACGCCGAGAUACUUGCGACGGCUCGGCCAUGCACAGAAAGCAAAAUUAAAAAAAAAGUGACUUUGCCAUUCGGGAGGCGUCUGCGACGAAGCUUCCGGCCCGUGUCGCCUAAACAAAUGGCUUGUCCGAAUGUCUCACUCUCGUUCGAUUUAUCUUCUUGUCGGCCUCUUUGUCUCCUCUCUUUUCGUUCUCUCUUCCUUUCUCCGUGUAGCGCUCCUCUUUCUGUCUCGUUUUCCUUUUCGUGGUGGCUCGAUCUCUUCCUUCUCUCCCAGUUCUCUCUUUAUUCGGAGAAAAAAAAGUCUCGAGUAUCUCGCCGUGAGUCUCGUCCCUCGUUUUGUUUCUUUCUCGCGUUUCUUUUCUAUCGUUGGCUUCGUGGAAGCCUGCGGUCUCGAGGAUGGCCCGACCCCCCGCCUUCGACGGCGAGUGAAGCCAAGGCUGGAGAGAACGCGAAAACGAAGCAUGUUGUGUCACGAGUGAAUCAGAGUGCCUGUGCAGCAGGCACUGCAGAGCGAAUCGCUUCUUUUCUGUGAGGAGCCUCGGCGCUUCUGGUCGGAACAGAUGACCGUGCGUCAUCUCGGAAAGAGGAUUCUAGCGAAUGGAACUCGCAGUGCAGACGGGAGCGAACAAGCUACGUUUGACUUAAAAGUCCA
Messenger RNA from Toxoplasma gondii ME49, 4661 nucleotides. RefSeq names its product oxidoreductase, short chain dehydrogenase/reductase family protein. NCBI's taxonomy places the organism in Eukaryota, Apicomplexa, Conoidasida, Eucoccidiorida, Sarcocystidae. The record is from RefSeq and is a predicted model, not a curated record. The coding region runs from base 1 to 2514 and encodes 837 amino acids. The transcript has a single exon.